AUGAGAAUUGGCGUGGCGUUGCUCACUCUGUUUUUACUAAUUAUUUAUUUAUUGAACGGCCUGACAUUCACUAUCGCAAUUGAGAUUGACACCAGCAAGCCUUCAAAAACCUGCACAUUUGAAAAUUUGAAUUAUAAUUUACCGGGCAAUGUAGUACCUCGAAAUUACGAAAUAAAGCUGGCAAUAACGAACAAGUAUGUCAUUGAAGGGGAGACCAUUAUAGUCGUUGAAAUAAUUAGAACAACCGCGAUGUUUGGUUUACACGCGGAAAACCUGAUAAUAGACUCCGAAACGAUCAAGCUUGUGCAGAAAGCAAAGGUCAACAACACCGACGUGGUGCACAUGCCGAUGGCAUAUAGUUAUUGCAAAGAAUUUCAGAUUUUGUUCCUGUCAUUCAUGCGGAAACUGCGUCCUGGGCAUUAUGUGCUAUACAUAAACUAUAAAGGUGUCAUAGAGGACAACCUAGACCUCGGCUGGACCAAAUACGUGACCAAGGAAGAAGACGCGAAAUAUCCACGUGGCUUACAACAGUGGGAGCUUUUAUCAUUAUUAAAAUUCUGUCUUGGAAAUGCGACUAGGUCAUUCAUAACGAUACUGGAACCGACCGGAGCUCGACGCGUGUUUCCAUGCUGGGAUGAGCCGCGGUUCAAAGCAACCUUCAACAUCUCUGUCAUACAUCCGCCUGGAAUGCAGGUCUCUUCAAAUAUGCCGCAGCAGACGAAAAAGGUAGUGCAGGGUCACCAAAUACAGAAGACCUUUAUGCCCACACCCGUCAUGUGCACUUAUCUCGUGACAAUCGUCAUUUUCGAAUAUCUCGACGAAUCCUUGCCAGAUGGCGAAGAGUGGUUCAACUUGCACGUGAAUGACGAAACGCGAAAACUCGUGCAAGAAAUCGUUACGAAGAUCGACAGUUACUUAAUGUCAUAUACGCAGAGCACGUGGGGAAGACCAACCAAAAUCGUUGUAUAUCCGAAUCUCCCGAGGAAAGCCGUGGGAGGUUGGGGAUUCGCAGUUUUCAGAGAAAGUGAUCUUCUAUACGAGCGAAAUAUUAAUUGUCCCGGUUUUUUAAUCAAUCUAUGGAUGACAUUAACACAUGGAAUUACACAACAGUAUAUCGAAAGUUUUGUCAGCCCAACUCGAUGGUCUCAUCUGUGGCUCAAUAGGGCACUCGAGCUGUACCUCAGUUACAAUAUCCUCGGAAAGCAUUUCGGCGAGGAACAAAUGAUGGACCUUUUUGUAGUGCAGGUUCUACAGCCUGCUCGGCAUAAUGAUAUCGCUUUCAAUGUACCACCUAUCAUACACGAAAAUGAUCCGUUUUACUCAACUCUCAUUUACAAAAAAGCAUCCGCCAUGAUAAGGCUGUUGGGAUAUAUCGUUACAAAGGGAGUGCUGCAGCAAGCCAUUCUCGAGUAUUUAUCGACAUAUACAUAUGGCUCCGCCACACCAAGUGAUUUCUUCAAGAUAGUAGAUAAUGAAACGUGUCGACAAACGAACAAAUGCCAUUUAAACACAACGAAAAUAAUGUCCAUCUGGCUGUCCCGAAGAUACUAUCCUACAUUGCUGGUUACACGAAAUGACACUGUCAAUAUGACAUACGUUAUGUAUCAUGAAACACGCUCCCCCAAUAAGACUGAAUGGCCAGAAACUUGUGUUAAGCAGAACGCAUUCUUUUUCGAUCAGAAUGUUCUUAUAUGGUGGCUGAUUAACAAUUCGUCGCGGACCUAUAAUUCUUGUCUAGCAUUAAUUUCGCGCGAUCCAAACGACAUAAUAUUCAGCGUACAACAAUACGGCUACUAUCGCGUGAACUACGAUAGUAGGACUUGGUUGAAGAUCGCGCAUUUCCUAGAUUACAACGAUCAUAAGGACAUAUAUGUUUCGAAUCGAGCUCAGAUCCUCGAUGAUGCGUAUCAUUUGGUGAUGGAAGACAAAAUGAAUAUGUCAACCUACGUGUCCUUGACUACGUUCUUAAGGAAAGAGACUGAUUUUACGGUGUGGCAUUCUAUGAUGAACGUCUUGCAGUAUAUGUCACCUUUCUUUAAAUUUCCAGAAAGUGAAUAUUUCAGGAAACACAUGCUGAAAGUAAUCUUUAAUGUUCUGUCGAGGAUCAGACGUAACGAAGAUGAUAAUGACAACGCUUCGUUGAAAGCUACGCGGUUAUUACUCUUGGAUUGGUCUUGUAAACAUGGCAGUAACUCUUGCAGACAGCUCGCCAACGUUAAACUGGGCGCAUACUUCGUCGAUCCCAAGCAAUAUCCAAUCUUACCGUGGUGGAAGGACUGGACGUAUUGCGCGGGCUUAAUGCAAACGAGCCACAAGAUUUGGAAUAACGUGCAGGAUGAGAUCUCGUACAAAUAUGAUGAUCCAAAAAUGAUGCAAUACCUGGCCUGUAACGAAAACGAUAACAUGCUCAAGGAACUUUUGGUUUCGACCACGUUCCGGCAAAAUAAAUGGGCACGUUUGAAAGACUCGCAGCUUAAGGAUUUAUAUCAUACCAUUGUGAAGAAGCACGCGAGAAUGGAUAGCAUACUUGAUUUUAUCAUAGAAAACUUCAAUGUUAUAAAGCUAGGUUAUAUGAGUAAACUCGAGAAAUUGGCUAACAUGAUAAUGAGCGUGUAUUCCGAGCACCAACUUUACAAGAGGUUCAAAUUGCUCACCGAGCAUUCUGUGUCUUUAACGACACAGAGUCCUGACGAUUUGAAAAG
Messenger RNA from Dinoponera quadriceps, 2702 nucleotides. Its product is annotated as aminopeptidase N-like. Gene Ontology annotation, molecular function: metalloaminopeptidase activity; zinc ion binding; peptide binding. The transcript has 11 exons. The annotation marks the transcript as partial. The record is from RefSeq and is a predicted model, not a curated record. Gene Ontology annotation, cellular component: cytoplasm. Gene Ontology annotation, biological process: peptide catabolic process; proteolysis. Lineage: Eukaryota; Metazoa; Arthropoda; Insecta; Hymenoptera; Formicidae.